Molecule: messenger RNA, 1884 nt
Organism: Xiphophorus maculatus (southern platyfish)
Lineage: Eukaryota; Metazoa; Chordata; Actinopteri; Cyprinodontiformes; Poeciliidae
Product: AT-rich interactive domain-containing protein 3A-like
Exons: 8
Coding region: 125-1363 (412 amino acids)
Biological process (GO): regulation of transcription by RNA polymerase II
Cellular component (GO): nucleus
Molecular function (GO): DNA binding
Source: RefSeq, a predicted model, not a curated record
CUCUUGACAGCCUGACUCCUGCUCGGCCCCCCGCAACCUUCCACUUCAGGCGGCAUCUGAACCCUGCUACAGCGGCUUCCACCAUGCUGUCACCGGGGGCGGCGGGACCAGUCUGGAGGCGGUAAUGGACGAUCUACAGCGCCAACAAGCAGCUCGUUUUGCCGUAGAGGAGAAGCUCCAGCAGGAGGGAAAAAACAGAACUUUCCGCAGUGUGGUACAGUCCCAGAUCCAUCAGCAAGCUGUGGCUUUUAGCCACUACCACGGCGCGCUUGGCAACACUCUCGCAGCUGGAGCUGGUUCCUCCACCGGGAUGAUGCGUCUUCACCGGGAGGACAAGGACGGGAAUUUAAAACCUUGCACUGGUGAGGAGGUGUGGGUCACAGAUGAGCAGGAGAUCACUGAUGAAGAGGAGAAUCACAAAGACAUGUCAAACUCUUUCCAACUCCAUGAAGCUUGUUUGUCUCCAAAGGGCGCCACGGUGCGCUUCCUUACCACUGAUCAAGUUUCACGCACAGAGUCUCAGUCCGCGCACUUCCAUUCCCAGCAAGAGUGGACCUACGAGGAGCAAUUUAAACAGUUGUAUGACCUUGAUGAAGAUGAAAAGCGCAAAGACUUUCUUGAUGACCUUUUCAAUUUCAUGCAAAAACGAGGGACUCCAGUGAAUCGAAUUCCUAUCAUGGCAAAGCAGGUGCUGGAUCUCUACAUGCUCUACAAGCUCGUCACAGAAAAAGGCGGCUUAGUGGAAGUCAUCAAUAAAAAGAUAUGGCGUGAGAUUACCAAAGGCCUCCAUCUCCCAACCUCUAUUACUAGUGCAGCAUUUACUCUCCGAACACAGUAUAUGAAGUACCUCUAUCCAUAUGAAUGUGAAAAGCAGGGACUGAGCUCUCCUGGUGAACUUCAAGCAGCAAUAGACAGCAACCGUCGGGAGAGCCGUAGGCAGAACUACAGUUCUACCAUCUUCAGCUAUUCUGUCGCAGGCCCACAGACUUCUCUCCCAACAACAAAAAUACAGCCACAUGUACCAAUGCUUUCUCCACAAAGCAACGUUAUCACCCAGGCUCCUUCUGUCAAAAGAGAUGAUAGACAAGAGUCCAUAUUGAACCUGUCUACCAACGGCAUUAACAGCAUCAACAUGUCAAUAGAAAUAAAUGGAGUUGUCUACACAGCCCCCACUCUAGCUUCAACUUCAGCUGCUUCUGCGCCACCUCUGUCCUGUGACGUCAUCACGCCCACUCCUGAACAUUACUCAGUCACUAGCCUUCCACCAGAUGGCGCCACAGACUGCUUUUCCUGGCGGGCGUGCCGACCUCCAACACACCUGUUCGGCAUCUCCUCAUCAUCUCUGGAGCUCAAGAGGAGCUGACUGCCGGUUCUUCGAUGCCUGAGUGUUUGCCAGCAACGGUGUCCUCCUCGAGACGCUGAGUUCCUUUGUUAAGGGAUUAUUUCCCCCUGGUUUUCCGGAACCCAUUCCCUUGUGACGCUGUGGAGAUUACCCACUGGUUGCCCGAGUCCCCGCACCUUCCCUUGGAAACGCCGUUCGUCAGUCGGAACACUCCUCUGUCUCCAGCCCACCAGAUCCUGCCUGUCCGCCUUCCGCCGCCAGCUUCUGGACCCAGCUGGUUCUCAGACAAGCCCGGACCCAUUGAGAAGACCCUUUGGACUAAACGACCUCGAUCCAACAGUUAAACCCUCCCGGACUUUCACCAUCUACUCUGCAAGUAAGAUCAGUCCGUUUCUCAUUCCCUCACUCCCUUUUCUGACGCCCUCGAACUCACCUUCUCUCUGUUGCCUCCAUAGUGUGCCGCAUUUCCUGAGAGCCGUAUUUCCUGGAGCAGACGCACCUCUGCUGAUUUUCUGAUUAUUCAAUAAACCAUUUUUACUGAU